AUAUUCUAGUGUGAAUAAAUUAAAACAGAACUGAACAUUUAAUUAUUUCCAUUCAUAAAGAUAAUAAACACAGUGAUUGGUAAUGGCACAAAAAAUCCCAUCAAAGCAACUGAUGUGAAUAAUUUCUAUAAUUAUUUCAGUGUCUCAAAACAAGUAUAAAAUAUUGUUUGGAAGUUUACAUAAUGGAGGAAUAAUAAUAAAUAGCUUUUCAGUAAAUGCACAGAUAUAUCUGAAAACAACUGUCAUUGUUGAUGGUUAGAGCAAUUAAUAAUCUUAAAAAGUUUUUAAAAUUAUUUUUAAAAAUGGAGAAAAAGAAAAUUAUAUUCAAAUGCAAGUUUGAGAGCAUCAUUUCCGGCCAUCUACUUUAGAGGUGCCAUAAUCAUCAUAAUAUUCUUUUUACCGCAACCACAGUAUAUCAAGGUGGUCUACAUCCUCUAUUUAGAAAAGUCCCUUCCUGUGCCCCUGUCUAUUUUGAAAUCCCGGAUCUGCCACUUAAGGGUUUUAAUAUAAAAGCUAUUAUGGAAAUAGAUAAUGUUGCUUAGGAACUGAUAAACAAACACUGUACUAUCACAAAAUACAAAGUUAGUCCAUGUUAAGUUGCAAUAUAUAAAAUAAGUACGCAAACACAGAUUAAAUCUUCCAUACAAAGGUCCCAUUAUGGUUUCGGGGAUAACCCAAGUCUAUUUAUUAAAUAGAUACGGCAAUUUAAAAUAGAUACAGCGAUUUCUACAUGCCACACUCCACUCCAGCGUUGAAGAACAAGUGACUGAUAAUGGCACAAAAAAUCCAACCAAACCAACAGAGCAUAACACUAAAAAUUAAUGGAGAAGCUCCAGCGAUAUUUCAAUAUCCAACGACUAACAUAGAAUUCAAUGAAAGUCAAUCUACACGGAGUAAAGAGAAAAGCCCAACAUUAAAUAUGAAACAGCAGCAGAAAUAUAAAUUUUUUGACCGAAGACACACAUCAUUAGAUAAUGAUAUCAGGCAACUUGAUUUGGAUAAAGAACGUGUACAGCUGAUUAUUCCAAUACUUCAGCAACAUAAAAAGAAAAUUGUAAUAAGUGCUUUACAAAAAUAUGUAGAAGAAUGUGGCCUUUUGCAGCAACCAAGUUUAUCCUAUGGGAAUCAAGAACUGAAUACAAAUGAAGUUAAUGGUACACUCGGAUAUAUUAAUGAAAAUCUGCAGGGACAAAUAUGUCAAGGAACCUUUCCAUCCAUAGAUAGUACAAGUUUUAGUUCCCUUCAUGGAGAUUUAAAGACACACACUCAAGACAAGAUACCAAGUUCAUCAUAUGGCAUUCAGGAACUGAAUACAAAUGAAGGUAAUGGUACACUCAGACUAAACUCUAAUGAAAAUCUGCUGAGACAAACAACUUAUCCAGGAACCUUUCCAGCUAUAAAUGGUUCAAGUUUUAGUUCCCUUAAGGGAAAUAUAAAGACACACACUCAAGACAACAUACAAAACAUUGAAGAAAGAAUAAAAAACUCAAUCGAUAAGCUGAAACUUAAUUUUGAGGAACUUUCAGAAAUUGUCAAAAGCCUGCCAAAAGUGUUAGCAGUAGAGCCAACGGAUCUUAACCAUGGAGUAAAUAGUGAAGUGGAUGGAACUCAAGAAUGUUACAUACAAAAUGAUAAAGUAUUAGAACUCUUCAAAGAACUCAUGCUACGGGGUGAAGAAUAUCAUAAGUGUAUACAGACCCUUGCGAAAAAAGUUGACAUUCAAAUAGGGAUAGCUACAAUGCGUAAAAAAAAUGAACAGCUCAGACACAAAGAUACUCAGUUGGCAGAUUUAAGAGAAGAAGUUUCACAAUUACGUGCGAUAAUCAGUAAAAAGCCAACAGAAAGAAGUAACAUUGAACCAAAGCCUCCUUCAUCAUUAAGAUCACCAGAACAGGAAGCACAUCAGAACAGACAUAGAGGUCACAUGCCAAACUCAGUAUAUAAGCGCAAUUUAUUUAGCAAGGUGCCUAAAGAUGGGGAUUGAUGGGAUCCAUUAACAAUCUGAAUUUUAAAUCUGAAUUUCACAGCUAAAUAAAAAACUCAUAGAAGAUCAAAGCCAUGGAACUGCCAAAUUUAGCACCUAAGGGCAAUGUUCUUGGCAUCUCAAAAACAGGGUGUCAAACUUUCUAGAACCUACAGGAAAAUUAACAUCUCGACGAGAUUUGAUUGACAUAUAAACCGAUUAAUCAGCGAGCGUCAUUUAGUCACAUGAUCGAAAACAUUUUCUCGGACAUUUUAAUUUCCUUAGACAGCUGGUAUAAAUGCGAAACAUACAUGAGCCUAGGCCUAGAUGUCUAUGCUUGGUUAUACUGUAGAUACCCAGAUUUACACGAGCAAUGCGCGUCAGUGACUCGGCCUUUGCCGACAACAAGGUUGACUUACUGCGGCUUUUCCUUUGGGAGUGAAAUACAGAGGCUUUUACAACAAUUUCCCCGCCAUGUUCCAUGAAAUAGAUAACACUAUGAAUGUUUGAUUCAUUUUCAUACCGCCUAACCUGAAUUCUCUUUCUUAAAGAUGGUUGAUAGCAAAGAAAAUUUUUGCCAACUUGGUAAGUCUAGCAUACAGUUGUUCAACCAUGAAGCCUCCGUGGUCUAAUGGUUAGGACGCUCGCCUUGACAGCAAGAGGUCGCAGGUUCGAGUCCCGCCAGAGGCAUUUUAUUACACAAUUUCUUU
This is a messenger RNA of Anneissia japonica, 2673 nucleotides long. RefSeq lists its product as uncharacterized. Lineage: Eukaryota; Metazoa; Echinodermata; Crinoidea; Comatulida; Comatulidae. Bases 773 to 1984 code for a protein of 403 amino acids. The transcript has 2 exons. The record is from RefSeq and is a predicted model, not a curated record.